UUUCUCUCGGUAUAAAUAAUUUCGUAUAAACAUUAAAAAAUCACCACUUUUCAUUACGGUAAAGUGACUUAUGUCACUUUCAAAAUAAACGGCUCAAAUAUACACAAUGUUUUCAUGGUUGCUAAAAUUCUACUCCGAACGAAAUAAUAAGACGUAUUGCGCAAACGUUCGAAUUACAGAUACGAUACGUAAGAUCGAUAGACGGAGGUAAGAUUAGGAUAAUCUUAAAAUUCAAUGGAAUUUAUCGACGAUACCUCUCCACUUGUUAAAAUUUCAUUCUUGUAUCGAGCAAACAACAUCGAAGAAUACAGUACGCCCGUCAAGUUUCAGAGUACGUGACACGAUAAAUCUCUGUAUACAAUUUGACUUUGUAGCGAACGAAGUUUUCGAUUAGACUAAAAGCAAACGUCAUCCUCGCUCUCUUAUAAUGGAAAUAUGUCGACGAAGCCACGAACAUCGAAGGAACGCCAAUUUUCGGUGGAACCCUCUAAUCGGAAGAAUCUAAUCGUUAUCGAUAUGUAGAUAUAAUAUAUCGAAGUAGUAUAUAAACCGUCGACGAUGACAGUACAGUGCAAAUAUACCAAUAUUCAUCAUGUUCUCCAGUCUCGUGCAGCUUUUUUUACUCGCGCUCAUAUCGAUCGUAACAGUCGAUGGAUUUACGUAUAAAAUAAAUAGCAUCGAUGCGAGCGAUAAGCAGUUCACUUUUAUGGCAUCCAUUAGAGUGACGGGUAAACAUUUAUGUGGCGGCGCGAUUAUUGGCAAAAGAUACAUCCUUACCGCCGGACACUGUGUGGCAGAAGCAAAACGCGUGAAUAUAAGCGAUGUGACCGUUCUGACGGGAACGAUUUUCGUCAACGAUGGAUCAUCGGGUACCACGUCCACAGUUGAUAGCAUGUAUAACGCUUAUGGAAACGGUCAAAUAUCAGACACCGAUAUCGGAUUGAUCAAGCUCACCAAAGAUCUCACCUGGAACUCCACCACAAAUGCUAUUUCGCUUUCUGAAAUAGUACCGGACGCAGGUAAAUAUGGUACCAUGGUCGGAUGGGGUAGCAGAUACAGCAACAACGUACCCAUACCUAACGAUAGGAUGCAAUAUCAGCUCGUUUACAUAGCCGACGAUUGUACUCCCUACCAAACGACGGCCACUAGAACUUGCACGACGGCCAGUAUAAUUUGCACGAACAAUGGACCAUCCACUGGUGCAUGUUACGGUGACAGUGGCAACCCAUUGAUCUACAAGGACAACGUUGUUGGUGUGGUGUCCCGUGCGGUGCUCUGCGGGACAGGGUUCUCGGACGUUUACAGCAGAGUGUCCGAAAACUUAGGCUUCAUUAAGGACAUAAUGAAGGAGUAACAUAAUUAAGACUAUUUGUUACCAAAUCAGUGUCAAAAUUAAAUCACAUAACAUUAGGCCACAGAAGGCAUACCAUAAAAUUUCCUUUACUGUCAGUUACGUGAACUCACGACUAAACAGCAAGUGUCUGUUAUUCGGACCAACUUGCUUUACAAAUAUAAAUAGUAUUUAAUAAUAUUUAUUUCAUAUUGUAAUAGAGAAUGUUCGAGUGGAAGUUAUUGGAUACUAAUAACGGCAGGACGUGCAAACAUC
Megalopta genalis is the source of this 1606-nucleotide messenger RNA. Its product is annotated as chymotrypsin-2. Lineage: Eukaryota; Metazoa; Arthropoda; Insecta; Hymenoptera; Halictidae. Gene Ontology annotation, biological process: proteolysis. Gene Ontology annotation, molecular function: serine-type endopeptidase activity. The record is from RefSeq and is a predicted model, not a curated record.